CACUGACAUGGACAGAGGUGAUGGACGCACCAAGUACUUGCUGCGUGGUGAGGGGGCGGGGUCAGUGUUUGUGAUUGACGAGAAGACAGGCAACAUCCAUGUCACCAAGCCCCUGGAUCGUGAGGAGAAGGACGAGUACCGCCUCAUCGCUACAGCAACCGACCGGCAGACCGACCGGGCCCUGGAGCCAUCAUCCACGUUCAUCAUCAGAGUACAGGACAUCAACGACAACCCCCCUCUGUUUGAGGAUGGGCCCUACAGCGCCACCGUGCCUGAGAUGGCCAACAUAGGUACUUCUAUAAUCCAGGUGACAGCGACAGAUGCUGACGACCCAACCUAUGGGAACAGUGCCAGGCUGGUGUACACACUUGUGCAGGGACAGCAGUUCUUCUCUGUGGACCCACAGACAGGUAUCCUGCGUACAGCAGUGCCUGAUAUGGACAGAGAAACCCAGGACCAAUACCUGGUUGUCCUGCAGGCCAAGGACAUGGGGGGCCAUCUGGGAGGUCUCUCAGGGACCACUACUGUCACUGUCAGGCUGAGUGACGUCAACGACAACCCUCCUCGCUUCACCCAGA
This is a messenger RNA of Salvelinus sp. IW2-2015, 578 nucleotides long. Its product is annotated as cadherin-24-like. Gene Ontology annotation, molecular function: cadherin binding; calcium ion binding. NCBI's taxonomy places the organism in Eukaryota, Metazoa, Chordata, Actinopteri, Salmoniformes, Salmonidae. Gene Ontology annotation, cellular component: catenin complex; adherens junction; plasma membrane. Gene Ontology annotation, biological process: cell-cell junction assembly; cell-cell adhesion mediated by cadherin; multicellular organism development. The record is from RefSeq and is a predicted model, not a curated record.